CAAAAUUCAUUUCUAAAUUCAUGCUCAUAACGUCCCCAGCUUCCACAAAUAUAUAGAUACAGAAUUGUGUAUAUGUGUAUAUAGCCCUCCUUCUUCAACUCUUCGAAGAGGCCAAAACACGGGAUCAAAAGAGCGUUUUUGUGGAAUCGCUGCGAAAACCGAAGAAAAAUUCGGAUCACGAAAAUGGGCCAGAACACAGGGGCCAACAGUAAAGGUAAGAAGGAAGAGGUGAAAAGGGAGCAGGUGGAGGAGGAGGAGGAGGAAGAAGAAGAGCAGGAAGAACAGGACGGCGUGUCCGUACAUUCUCCUUGCAAGCCUCCAUCUUCAUCUCUCCGCAAGGAGCAAUCGCAGGUGGAAUUGGAGCUGAGGUUGCUGGAAGCUCUUGAAAUCUAUCCUCCCGCCAAAUUAAGAGGAGUUCAUCGUCACUUUGUCCUUUAUGGGUUAACAGAAUAUCUGCGAAGGAGCUUUAAUAAGCACUUCACUGCCGAUGAUGUAUUGAAGUUGUUGGAUCGCUUCUACAACUUGGAAAUGCUGAAAGCAGACGAUGAUGAGGGAGAAAUUCUGAAUCAAGAGGAAGAAUUUAGCUUGCCUCAAAGCUAUUUCUCCAAGGAAGAAUCUUAAAUGUGUAUGACAAAGCUAGGCUCAAGUUUGUCUUUUUGUUUCCUUGAUCGUUAUCUUCAGACUACCUUUUGUAGAUUGUGAUAACUUGGCAGGGAAACUGAAUUUUGUCUUCAAUAUCCUAAAUAAACACUUCCCAGAUCUUAGAAUAUUGUCUUCUAAGUUA
Molecule: messenger RNA, 784 nt
Organism: Ipomoea triloba (trilobed morning glory)
Lineage: Eukaryota; Viridiplantae; Streptophyta; Magnoliopsida; Solanales; Convolvulaceae
Exons: 5
Coding region: 184-621 (145 amino acids)
Biological process (GO): regulation of transcription by RNA polymerase II
Cellular component (GO): NuA4 histone acetyltransferase complex; nucleus
Source: RefSeq, a predicted model, not a curated record